This is a messenger RNA of Ziziphus jujuba (common jujube), 2299 nucleotides long. Its product is annotated as ferredoxin--nitrite reductase, chloroplastic. NCBI's taxonomy places the organism in Eukaryota, Viridiplantae, Streptophyta, Magnoliopsida, Rosales, Rhamnaceae. The coding region runs from base 141 to 2006 and encodes 621 amino acids. Gene Ontology annotation, molecular function: oxidoreductase activity; heme binding; iron-sulfur cluster binding. The transcript has 4 exons. The record is from RefSeq and is a predicted model, not a curated record.
UCUAUUUUUUUAGCUUCCUUAGCCAAAGCCAAAGGUGACCCUUCGAACCACCCAAGAGUCCCUCCACAAACCCAAGAGAAACAAGCCUCUUCUCACCUCCUAAGGUCCCCAAGAACCCCUGUUUUUCACCAUCUACAAAAAUGCACCACUCUCUCCUCCUCCACAUUUCCACGUCUCUGCUUUUCUCUAUCUCUCUCUUUCUCUCAACUAUUUUCUCCACCAUGUCAUCGUUCUCUGUUCGGUUUCUGUCAUCACCUCCUCUUUCCUCUCCACCACCUCAAAUUACGAGGCUCUCUGCCACCCCUGCCACCCCUGCCACCCCUGCCACCUCUGUUUCUCCGGCGGUGGCGCCGGCGGAGGUGGAGGUUGACUCCGGGAGGUUGGAGCCCAGAGUGGAGGAGAGAGAUGGGUUCUGGGUUUUGAAGGAAAAGUUCAGACAAGGUAUUAAUCCUCCGGAGAAAGUUAAGCUUGAGAAAGAGCCCAUGAAGCUGUUCAUGGAAGGUGGGAUUCAAGAGCUUGCUAAGAUGUCUGUUGAGGAGAUUGAUAAAGUUAAGUUGACAAAGGAUGAUAUUGAUGUCAGGCUCAAAUGGCUUGGUCUUUUUCAUAGGAGAAAGCAUCAGUAUGGUAGAUUUAUGAUGAGGCUGAAGCUGCCAAAUGGUGUGACAACAAGUGCACAAACAAGAUACCUAGCCAGUGUGAUCAGAAAAUAUGGAAAAGAUGGUUGUGCAGACGUGACAACAAGGCAAAAUUGGCAAAUCCGUGGUGUGGUUUUGUCCGAUGUUCCGGAAAUUCUGAAGGGUCUUGCUGAAGUUGGAUUAACAAGCUUGCAGAGUGGCAUGGACAAUGUUAGAAACCCAGUUGGGAACCCUCUUGCUGGGAUUGACCCACAAGAAAUUGUUGACACAAGACCCUAUACAAACUUGUUGUCCCAAUUUAUCACCGCAAAUUCUCGUGGAAAUCCAACUAUAACUAACUUGCCAAGGAAGUGGAAUGUUUGUGUAGUGGGCUCUCAUGAUCUAUUUGAGCACCCUCACAUCAAUGAUCUUGCUUACAUGCCAGCCACAAAAGAUGGAAAAUUCGGAUUCAAUUUGCUUGUGGGAGGCUUUUUUAGUCCAAAAAGAUGUGCUGAGGCAAUUCCUCUGGAUGCCUGGGUCUCAGUAGAUGAUGUUAUCCCUGUUUGCAAAGCCAUACUCGAGACCUAUAGGGAUCUUGGCACCCGAGGAAACAGGCAAAAAACAAGAAUGAUGUGGUUGAUCGAUGAACUAGGCAUAGAAGUGUUCAGGUCAGAAGUAGAGAAGAGAAUGCCCGAGCAAAAGCUUGAGAGAGCAUCUGCUGAAGAACUUGUUGAGAAACAAUGGGAAAGAAGAGACUAUCUAGGUGUCCAUCCACAGAGACAAGAAGGUCUAAGCUAUGUGGGUCUUCACAUUCCAGUUGGUCGUGUCCAAGCAGAUGAUAUGGACGAGCUAGCUCGUUUAGCCGACGAGUACGGUACAGGGGAACUUAGGCUCACCGUGGAGCAAAACAUCAUAAUUCCCAACAUCGAAAACUCAAAACUCGAUGCCUUGCUCAAGGAGCCAUUGCUUGGAGACAAGUUUUCACCAGAACCGUCUAUUCUGAUGAAGGGGUUGGUUGCUUGCACUGGAAACCAGUUCUGUGGGCAAGCCAUCAUUGAGACAAAGGCCAGGGCAUUGAAGGUGACAGAGGAGGUGGAGAGGUUGGUGUCUGUGACCGGGCCAGUGAGGAUGCAUUGGACCGGCUGUCCGAAUACGUGUGGACAAGUUCAGGUGGCGGAUAUUGGUUUCAUGGGGUGCAUGACACGGGAUGAAAAUGGGAAGCCUUGUGAAGGAGUGGAUGUUUACUUGGGAGGGAGAAUUGGGAGUGAUUCACAUUUGGGGGAGGUUUAUAAGAAGAGUGUACCUUGCAAGAACUUAGUGCCUUUGGUUGUGGACAUUUUGAUUAGCCAAUUCGGAGCCGUCUCUAGGGAGAGGGAAGAGGCAGAGGAUUGAUUUAGAAAUUAUAUACACCCCUUUUAAUUUUUGGAUGUUCAGAUCAGGCAUUUGGAAAUGAGAAAAGCAGAAGUUAAGGGUGGGUUUAAAAUUUUCAUGGAACUAAAUGUCAAUGGCUUAAAGAAAAGUUGAGGAAAAUUAGAAAUAGUGUUCUACAGCCAGUUUUAUAUCUUUGGAUUUGGGCACGGGACGUAAAGUAUGUAUUGUUGUGUACAUGGACCUAGAAAUCUUUGAAUAUUUACCGAAAAUUAUUGUUCUUUCUAAUUCUAAAGAAAUAAAACAGGGUUUAAUUA